Plasmodium relictum is the source of this 759-nucleotide messenger RNA. RefSeq lists its product as hypothetical. NCBI's taxonomy places the organism in Eukaryota, Apicomplexa, Aconoidasida, Haemosporida, Plasmodiidae. The record is from RefSeq and is a predicted model, not a curated record. Bases 1 to 759 code for a protein of 252 amino acids. The transcript has 2 exons.
AUGAAUAUCUCCGUAUACAAUAUUUUUAAUUUAUUAAUAGCUUUUAACUUAUUAUCAAAUAUAUUUAGCAAUGUAUUACCAUUAUAUAAUAAUGGAUUCAUGUUAAAAAAUGGAAGAAAUCUUGCAGAAUCGGAUCCAUUACCUGGAAUAUCCGAAGAAACUCAUAUAGCUGCAUCCCCUGUGUAUGACGACUACCAUAGAUAUAUGUACAGUUUUACUUAUUGGGAGAAAACACUUUCUUUGGAUAUGUUGAGUAAAUUUUCUCGUUGGGAUAGGGUUUCAGUACUUGAAUCUAUGUCAGGUAUUAAGGAAUUCAUUUAUCGUAGAUAUAGAUUUGAAGGAAUGAAGUUAUCAUUUGAAGAAUUAGAGAAAUUAUGUAGCAGAAUCGUUGACCGUAGUAUAGGAAUUCUAGAUAAUCCAAACAAUAUGAAUAAAAUGAGGGAUACUAUAAAUAUAGAGAGAGAAGUAUGUGAAGAAAUAGUGAAUGAUUCAAGUGCUGGAGGAAAUCUAGAAGAAAUCAUUAAUAAGAAAGAUGAAAUACUAAAUAAAGUUACUUCAAAAUUAUGGUCAAGAAGAAUUUUCUUAUCAGAUAAAGAGAUAGAAGAGAUGACUCACAGAAUAAGUGAAUCUUUUAAAGGUGCUAUUUCAACAUAUAAUGAACAAGAUUCUAUAGAAGAAAAUAUUACUGAGAAAUUAGAACUACAUAAUGUUCCAUUAGGAAAAGAUGAAUAUAGGAAAAUGGAAAGUAGAAUAUAUUAG